AUCGGAAGCGUCGCUGCGGAGGCCCAGCCCCACCUGUCAUACCCCGGGGAGUAUCAAGUGCGAUAACCCAUAGCGUGGAUCGUUCUUUUUUUAGCGUCUCUCUUUCUAGCAGGUCGGUCUCUUUAGUCUCUCCCUUUCUCUCCAGAGCUUCGACAGCUUUUCCAUGGCGUCUCUACGUAUGAUAGAUAUAGCCGUCAACUUCACCGACAACAUGUUCAAGGGUAUCUACAACGGCAGGCAAUGCCAUGCCGCGGACAUCCCUGCUGUGCUUACAAGGGCGUGGAGUUCCGGAGUUGACCGAAUCAUUGUUACUGGCGGGUCUCUGGAAGAAUCGAAGGAAGCCCUAGCCAUUGCAGAAACUGAUGGGCGGCUCUUCUGCACUGUAGGUGUGCAUCCUACCAGAUGCAAGGAAUUUGAAGAAAGUGGUGAUCCGGAACGACACUUCCAAGCACUCUUGUCAUUGGCUAAAGAGGGGAUUGAAAAAGGAAAGGUGGUGGCAAUUGGUGAAUGUGGAUUGGACUAUGAUAGGCUUCACUUUUGCCAACCUGAGAUCCAGAAAAAGUAUUUUGAGAAGCAGUUUGAAUUAGCGGAGGCUGUGAAACUACCCAUGUUUUUGCACAUGCGUGCUGCUGCGGAAGAUUUUGGUGAAAUUUUUUCGCGAAAUAAGAACAGGAUCAUUGCUGGGGUUGCCCAUUCAUUUACUGGUAGUGCUGCAGAUCGUGAUAAACUCUUACUGUUUGAUAAUCUAUUUAUAGGUAUCAACGGUUGCUCUUUAAAGACGGCAGAGAAUCUUGAUGUUCUAAAAGCUAUUCCUAUUGAGAGAAUGAUGAUAGAGACAGACUCACCAUAUUGUGAAAUUAAGAGUACUCAUGCUGGAAUAAAUUUUGUAAAAUCUAUGUGGCCUUCAAAGAAGAAAGAGAAAUAUGAGCAGGACUGCACUGUCAAAGGUCGUAAUGAGCCCUGUUUGGUCAGGCAAGUCCUUGAGGUGGUGGCAGGCUGCAAAGGAGUGGCUGAUAUAGAUCAAUUGAGUAAGACUUUAUACCACAACACCUGCAGGGUGUUCUUUCCCCAUGACUUGGACUCAGCAGCAGAUGCUCUUCUUGCAAGUGGCCAUGAUAUACAGUGAUAAGCUUUUACCCAUGACUUGGACUUGUUGUUGAGAUGCUCAUCUUGGUGUUCUUUCCCCAUGACUAGCACUCAGCAGCAGAUGCUUUUCUUGUAAGUGGCCAUGAUAUACAGUGAUAAGCUUUUAUCCAUGACUUGGACUCGUUGCUGGGAUGCUCUACUUGCAAGUGGCCAUGAUAUACAGUGAUAAGCUUCUAUCCAUGACUUGGACUCGGCAGCAGACACUCAUCUUGUAGGUGGCCAUGAUAUCCGGUGAUAAGCUUGUUGCUUUUUUACCGAUUUGAUGUAGUACCAACACUUGGGAUUUGCUCAUUUUCGAUGGAAGACAUUAUGGUUCCCUAUAUGGUAUUGUUGAGGAAGUUGUGACAUGUAAUUCUUAUCUUCCUAGAAUUGCCAUGAAAGCUAGAGAUCUGGUCUUUCUUUGGUAUCAGCUGUAUUAUUUUUGUGGUUCUAGAUUGGGAAAUCGGAAGUUGCUGGAAGCUCUUUACAUUUGAA
Molecule: messenger RNA, 1620 nt
Organism: Magnolia sinica
Lineage: Eukaryota; Viridiplantae; Streptophyta; Magnoliopsida; Magnoliales; Magnoliaceae
Exons: 13
Coding region: 164-1126 (320 amino acids)
Cellular component (GO): cytosol
Molecular function (GO): 3'-5'-DNA exonuclease activity
Source: RefSeq, a predicted model, not a curated record